GGCGAUCCUUUCUGGCUUUUCUACCUUGCUUCUCAUCCCCCCUCUCGUUCCCACUCGUGUGCGAGCGAGUGGGAGAGCCAUGGAGCCAAGAGCCUGGACUCUGCAGUGUACUGCUUUCGCUCUCUUUUGCGCUUGGUGUGCAUUGAAUAACGUAAAAGCGAAGAGGCAGUUUGUGAAUGAAUGGGCGGCGGAGAUCCCCGGGGGACCGGAGGCAGCCUCAGCGAUAGCCGAGGAGCUGGGCUAUGACCUUUUGGGUCAGAUUGGGUCACUUGAAAAUCACUACUUAUUCCAACAUAAAAACCAUCCUCGGAGGUCUCGAAGGAGUGCCCUUCAUAUCACUAAGAGAUUAUCUGAUGAUGAUCGUGUGCUAUGGGUUGAACAACAGUAUGAAAAAGAGAGAAGUAAACGUUCAGUUCUAAGAGACUCAGCACUAGAUCUCUUCAAUGAUCCGAUGUGGAAUCAGCAGUGGUACUUGCAAGAUACUAGGAUGACUGCAGCCCUGCCCAAGCUGGACCUCCAUGUGAUACCUGUUUGGCAAAAAGGCAUUACAGGCAAAGGAGUUGUUAUCACUGUACUGGAUGACGGCUUGGAGUGGAAUCACACAGACAUCUAUGCCAACUAUGAUCCAGAGGCUAGCUAUGAUUUUAAUGAUAAUGACCACGAUCCAUUUCCCCGAUAUGAUCCCACAAAUGAGAACAAACAUGGGACCAGAUGUGCAGGAGAAAUUGCCAUGCAAGCAAAUAAUCACAAGUGUGGGGUCGGAGUUGCAUACAAUUCCAAAGUUGGAGGGAUAAGAAUGCUUGAUGGCAUUGUGACGGAUGCUAUUGAAGCCAGCUCAAUUGGAUUUAAUCCUGGACAUGUGGAUAUUUACAGUGCGAGCUGGGGCCCUAAUGAUGAUGGGAAAACUGUGGAGGGGCCUGGCCGACUAGCCCAGAAGGCUUUUGAAUAUGGUGUCAAACAGGGGAGACAAGGAAAGGGCUCUAUCUUCGUCUGGGCUUCUGGGAAUGGGGGGCGUCAGGGAGAUAACUGUGACUGUGAUGGGUACACGGACAGUAUCUACACCAUCUCCAUCAGCAGUGCCUCGCAGCAAGGCCUAUCCCCCUGGUACGCUGAGAAGUGCUCCUCUACGCUGGCCACCUCGUACAGCAGCGGGGAUUACACCGACCAGCGAAUCACGAGUGCUGACCUGCACAACGACUGCACAGAGACCCACACAGGUACCUCUGCCUCAGCACCCCUGGCUGCUGGCAUCUUCGCUCUGGCCCUGGAAGCAAAUCCAAAUCUCACCUGGCGAGAUAUGCAGCACUUGGUUGUCUGGACCUCUGAGUAUGACCCACUGGCCAAUAACCCUGGAUGGAAAAAGAAUGGAGCAGGCUUGAUGGUGAAUAGUCGAUUUGGAUUCGGGUUGCUAAAUGCCAAAGCUCUGGUGGAUUUAGCUGAUCCCAGGACCUGGAGCAGUGUGCCUGAGAAGAAGGAGUGUGUUGUAAAGGACAAUGACUUUGAGCCCAGAGCUCUGAAAGCUAAUGGAGAAGUUAUCAUAGAAAUUCCAACAAGAGCUUGUGAAGGGCAAGAAAAUGCUAUCAAGUCACUGGAACAUGUGCAAUUUGAAGCAACAAUUGAAUAUUCCCGCAGAGGAGACCUUCAUGUCACCCUCACUUCUGCUGCUGGAACCAGCACCGUACUGUUGGCUGAAAGAGAGCGGGAUACAUCUCCUAAUGGCUUUAAGAAUUGGGACUUCAUGUCUGUUCAUACAUGGGGAGAGAAUCCCAUAGGCACUUGGACUUUGGGAAUUACAGACAUUUCUGGAAGAAUGCAAAAUGAAGGAAGAAUCGUGAACUGGAAGCUAAUUCUGCAUGGGACCUCUUCUCAACCAGAACACAUGAAACAGCCCCGAGUGUACACGUCCUACAACACCGUUCAGAAUGACCGAAGAGGGGUGGAGAAGAUGGUGGAUUCGGGGGAGGAGCAGCCCACGCAAGACAACCUGAAUGAGAACCCUCUGGCAUCCAAAAGCCCCAGCAGCAGCGGUGUGGGGGGCAGAAGGGAUGAGCUGGCAGAGGCAACCCCUUCUGAGGCCAUGCUACAACUCCUACAAAGCGCUUUCAGCAAAAACUCACCCCCAAAGCAAUCAGCAAAGAAGUCUCCAAGUGCAAAGCUCAACAUCCCUUACGAAAAUUUCUAUGAAGCCCUGGAAAGGCUGAACAAACCUUCCCAGCUUAAAGACUCUGAGGAUAGUCUGUAUAAUGACUACGUUGAUGUUUUCUAUAACACGAAACCUUAUAAGCACAGGGAUGACCGGCUGCUGCAAGCUCUGGUGGACAUUCUGAGGAAGGAAAAUUAAAAUGAGUGGUGGUCCUAAGUUGGAAAUAGUCAUGCUUUUUCCUUCCUGUUAGAUAUUGCCUGUGUCUGAAGUGGUUGUUUUGUCAUUGAUUCUUCUGCCUGUAAUAUCCUUUGCGGUACUUUUUCUUUUUCUCCCCAACCUGGAUAGUUGAAAGCUAUGAGCUCAAGCAGUAAAUCCAACUUCCUGAAUUGAUUAUAGCUCUUUCAAAACACAGCUUCCCUGCCUGCACAAGUCAAAUGUUUUGUUCUUUCUGGAGCCACGGUUCACACGUGGUCCUCAUACCACAUGAGAAUGCCUCCUCAGGCCUCCCGUUUCAUGUCUGAAAAGAAAAGG
Messenger RNA from Physeter macrocephalus (sperm whale), 2674 nucleotides. RefSeq names its product proprotein convertase subtilisin/kexin type 1 (gene PCSK1). The record is from RefSeq and is a predicted model, not a curated record. Gene Ontology annotation, molecular function: serine-type endopeptidase activity. Gene Ontology annotation, biological process: peptide hormone processing. Bases 80 to 2341 code for a protein of 753 amino acids. Lineage: Eukaryota; Metazoa; Chordata; Mammalia; Artiodactyla; Physeteridae. The transcript has 14 exons. Gene Ontology annotation, cellular component: neuron projection; membrane.